This is a messenger RNA of Oppia nitens, 1197 nucleotides long. RefSeq lists its product as uncharacterized. The transcript is spliced from 4 exons. Gene Ontology annotation, biological process: transmembrane transport. The coding region runs from base 1 to 1197 and encodes 398 amino acids. The record is from RefSeq and is a predicted model, not a curated record. Lineage: Eukaryota; Metazoa; Arthropoda; Arachnida; Sarcoptiformes; Oppiidae.
AUGGUUGAAAUGCAAUACAUAUUUCAGACCUCAAUGACAAUGAUAUCAUUGUAUCAGACAUUAGAAACAGUUGGCUAUAUUGGCGGCACAUUUGUUGGCCUAACCUAUGGAUAUCUAAACCGACAACUAGUAGUUGCCAUAUGCUUCAUCAUACUGGCCAUUGUGACUGCCCUAUUGCCUAUUGUACCAAAUCUACCGAUGCUCUACGUAUGCUCAGUCAUAUCGGGUUUCUGUUACAGUGUUAUCCAAUGCUCGUAUACUGUAUGGACAGUCGAGUUAUGGCCAACCAGUAGUGCACCCGUACUCUACAUCGAAGACUUUGCCUACGGUAUCGGUUCGACACUGGCUUCGGCUAUACUCAAACCAUAUCUAACUGGCAAAGUGGCCGCCGAUAUAGUGGUCGAUAGACGUGCAAAACUUAUGUGGCCGUUCAUUACAAUAGGAAUAUGUGUUAUUUUAGUUCCUCUAUCAUCGUUGAUCAUGUACUUAAUAAAACCAUACAAACAAAAACAUUGCAAUAGACGGGAACAGUGUUCAAUAGGACAGUCAUCAAACUAUGGCGAUGAGGUUAUGCCGACUAACACUACAGCCAAUGAUAAACUGUUUGACCGAUCGGAUACACCGCAGACUAUGAUGCGGGUGCUGUUUAUCGGCUGGUGUACAACAGUAUCAAGUUUAUCGACGGAGUUCCUCAUGUUUAUGUUUACAUACAUGCAAAAGUCACCGGUCCAGGUGUCACCGCAAACCUGUUCCGACAUUAUGAUGGCAGCCUCAUCAGUCUAUACUGUUUUUACGAUAGUCAACGCAGUCCUAACAGUACGGGUGGGCAUAAAUCCAAUUAUUUACGGUUACUACGCCAUAGUAGUAGUAGCUGCCUGUAUACUGGUGAUUGGCCACUACUAUCUGACGGCUCUAUGGGUGGCCGCCAUAUUGAUGGGUUGGGGCUUAUCGGCAAUGAUUACCGGUCUCUAUGCGUUUACAGCCAAAUAUUUUACGUUUACCAACCAGUUGAGCACCGGUAUUAUUAUGGCACGCGGUGUCUGUAAACUGUUUACACCCGUAAUCAUUGGCCAGUUUAUCGAUGACCACUCCUAUGUGUUUCUAAUAGUCGAAUGGAUUUAUUUGAUGCUAUCUAUUGCCAUAUUUUUGCCGAUUAUAUGGCUUAUUAGGCGUUACGAAAAUUUAGUGGUCAAAUAA